AUGGUCCGAAACAUUCACAUUGCCGUUCUGGAUGUCGAUAUCCCGGCUCGCAAACUCUACGAGGCUCGCGGACUCUGCAGCGCUCAUUUCCGUGACAUUCUGCGCGAGACAGCAGCUCACCUCAAUGACACACGUCUGGAUAACGAUGAUGCCCUCAAUAUUAAUGUCACUGCCUUCGAUAUCCGCGGUGGUCACUACCCCGACUUCCAUCUUCUGCGCGGUGCCGCCCAAAAUGAAUGGCCUGUACUUAAUCCCAUCGACGCAAUCCUGAUCACAGGUGGUUCACCCGGCGUUUACGAAAUGCCUGAGUCCCCUUGGAUGCAGCUUCUCGAACGAUUUGUCAAAAAGGUUUACGCGGACUACCCUGAAGUCCGCUUAUUGGGUACUUGCUUCGGGCACCAGAUGAUUUCUCACGCUCUCGUCCGGGACCCCGAGGACACCGUCCGCGACGUUUAUGUUGAAAAAUGCCCGCUCGGUAGAGAAGUCGGCAUUUACACCGUCGAUUUAAACGAUAAAUUUGUGCAGUCUUUCCCAUCUGCUUUGGGAUCUCUCCCCGGUGGCCAGCUGCGUAUUCAGAUGUUCCACGGUGACCGUGUGAUGGCGGUUGAGAAGGGAACGCCCGUCACCCUGAGCGAGUCCCCUCCUGUUUCGCUCCCCGCCCCUUGGAUUAAUAUUGGAAGUACCCCUAUCUGUCCCAUUCAGGGACUUUAUAACCCUGGACGUGUCUUGUCGGUCCAGGGACAUUAUGAGAUGGAUGCCUUUGGCAUGCAGAAGAUGUGUGUGGAGUCUGCACCUACUAUGGGAUGGAAGGAGUCGAAGCUGGCACUAUUCUUGGAGCAGGUUGGGCCUGACUUGGAGGAUCGGGCUGAUGAUGCUAAGGCUUUUGCAUCGGCUGUUGUGUCCUUCUUGGCUGAUCUGCAAUGA
Penicillium angulare is the source of this 924-nucleotide messenger RNA. Its product is annotated as type 1 glutamine amidotransferase. The record is from RefSeq and is a predicted model, not a curated record. NCBI's taxonomy places the organism in Eukaryota, Fungi, Ascomycota, Eurotiomycetes, Eurotiales, Aspergillaceae. Bases 1 to 924 code for a protein of 307 amino acids. The transcript has a single exon. Gene Ontology annotation, cellular component: nucleus; cytosol.